AUGGCAUCCCAAAGCCAGAUCAUUUUCUGGAGCAUGACUACAGUCAUUAUCAUCCUGGCGGCGGUGAUUGCCCUGAUCAUUGGUUUUGGUGUCUCAGGAAAACACUCCGUCAGCGUGAUGGCGCUGACAUCUCCAGGGAACAUCGGCCAGCGCAGCAUUCUGGACUGCACUUUCGAGCCCGACAUCCGGAUGGGCAGCAUAGUGAUCCAGUGGGUCAAGGCAGGAGUAGCUGGGCUGGUUCACGAGUUCAAGGGUGGGAAGGACCACCUGCAAGAGCAAAAUCCGUUGUUUCAGGGCCGCACGGCACUGUUUGCGGACCAGGUGAUGGGCGGCAAUGCUUCCCUGGAGCUGAGGGAUGUGCAGCUCUCCGAUGCUGGCACCUACCAGUGCUCUGUCACCACAGCCAGAGGGAGCGGGGCAGCAGUGCUGCAGUACAGGACAGGAGCCUUCAGCAUCCCCGAGGUGCUCGUAGUGAACAGCAGCAGUGGGGACACGUUGCAGUGUGAAGCACUGCGCUGGUUCCCUCGACCCACUGUGCACUGGACAGUCGACAACGGUGCCGGGGAGCACCUCCCUCACACUGCCAACACCAGCUACGAGCUGAACGCUGAAAACAUCACUCUGAAAGUGGUUUCUUUUCUCCAUAACAUUACUGCUAAUGCCACCUACACCUGUGUGAUUGAAAACAACAUUGCCAAGGCUACAGGCAGCAUCAAAGUGACAGCCUCUCACUACUCUUCUGCUACAGAUUUCAGCAUUACAAGGGAGACUAACUUGCAACUGGUGAGCCUGAAUGCAGAGUCAGUGUCAUACUCCUUUCCAGCCUGUCACUGGAUGCUUCUGCUUCCCCUGUAUCUGCUGUCGAUAUAA
This is a messenger RNA of Chiroxiphia lanceolata (lance-tailed manakin), 870 nucleotides long. RefSeq names its product V-set domain containing T cell activation inhibitor 1 (gene VTCN1). The coding region runs from base 1 to 870 and encodes 289 amino acids. The transcript is spliced from 5 exons. NCBI's taxonomy places the organism in Eukaryota, Metazoa, Chordata, Aves, Passeriformes, Pipridae. The record is from RefSeq and is a predicted model, not a curated record.